Messenger RNA from Atta colombica, 937 nucleotides. Its product is annotated as juvenile hormone acid O-methyltransferase-like. Gene Ontology annotation, molecular function: S-adenosylmethionine-dependent methyltransferase activity. The transcript is spliced from 6 exons. Bases 194 to 937 code for a protein of 247 amino acids. Lineage: Eukaryota; Metazoa; Arthropoda; Insecta; Hymenoptera; Formicidae. The record is from RefSeq and is a predicted model, not a curated record.
CACCACAAACAGAGAGCACGGAAGAACAAGAAUUUUCGAAAAAUAAUCAAGAUUUAAUUUACUUCAAAUAUAAAAGUUCAUGAAAGUAGUGCUUCACAGUAGCUGCAAUUAAUUUUUAUGAAUAUCAUAUAAUCGUUAUACAGUAUAUAAAAAGAUAUUUCUAGUAUUUUUUUAAACAUAUUCUUGUAAAAUAAUGACGACCAAUGAUAGUGAUACGAACAAACAUUUUUACGAUUUAUUCACUUUAAAUUUUUCCAAUCCAUUCAAGUACACUUUAAAUAAUAACUUGCAAAGGGAAAAAGCAUCUGAUGUGAUUGAUGAAUUUGAGGAAUAUUUAAAAGGUAUAUCUGGAAAAUGCCUUGAUAUUGGUUGUGGACCUGGAGAUAUAACAAAAGACAUAAUUUUGCCGGCUCUUGAUCCAAAUGCAGUAGUAAUUGGUAUAGAUAUUUCAAAAAACAUGAUUGAUUAUGCGAAUAAAAAAUACAGUGUACCGAAAAAACUCGAAUAUGACGUUUUAGAUAUACAAAUUAAGAAUUUGCCUACAAAAUACAUAUCUGAAUUUGAUUUUAUAUUUUCAUUCAAUUCUUUACACUGGUGCAAUGACAUGAAACAGACAUUUGAGAAUAUUUAUCGCAUGCUUCGACCCAAUGGAACUAUGCUUAUACUUUUUGUAGCAUCUCAUAAUAUAUUUAAAGUCCUUGAAAAAUUGACAAAUGAUGCUCGCUUUACACAAUACAUAACAGAUUUAAAUAAACGCACGUGGCCAUUUCAAAAUGGCGCGUCCUCGAAAUUCCAAGUCGAUCCUGACGAAGCCGGCUGCAACGAAGGCAGCAAUCUCUCCGUGUCGCUCGACCCGUUGCCGCAGUUUGCCGAACAACGAAGAUUGGCUGGUUCGAGCAAAUUUAGCGGGGGUCAAAUUUGCAUAUUGUGGACUUAG